AUGGCACAGGAUCAAGGGAAAAAGGAGAAUCCCAUGCGGGAACUCCACAUCUGCAAGCUCUGCCUCAACGUCUGUGUGUGGGGGAGUGGAGACAGACUGACCCGGGCAGCCAAGGUAUUGGAGCAGUUCACAGGCCAGACCCCUGUGUUUUUGAAAGCUAGAUACACUGUCAGAUCCUUUGGCAUCAGAAGAAAUGAAAAGAUUGCUAUCCACUGCACAGUGCAUGGGGCCAAGGCAGAAGAAAUGCUGGAGAAAGGCCUGAAGGUGUGGGAGUAUGAAAUAAGAAAAACUAACUUCUCAGAUACUGGAAACUUUGGCUUUGGGAUCCAGGAACACAUCCAUGUGGGGAUCAAAUAUGACCCGAGCUUUGGUAUCUGUGGCCUGGACUUCUAUGUGGUGCUGAGUAAGCCAGGUUUCAGCAUCACAGCCAAGAAGUGCAGGACAGGCUGCAGUGGGGCCAAACACAGAUUCAGCAAAGAGGAGUCCAUGCGCUGGUUCCAGCAGAAGUAUGAUGGGAUCAUCCUUCCUGGCAAAUAAAUUCCUGUUUUUAUCCAAAGGCCAAUAAAAUGUUUUCAGUGAAA
Messenger RNA from Cynocephalus volans (Philippine flying lemur), 581 nucleotides. RefSeq names its product large ribosomal subunit protein uL5-like. Gene Ontology annotation, cellular component: ribosome; cytosolic large ribosomal subunit. The transcript has a single exon. Gene Ontology annotation, molecular function: structural constituent of ribosome; RNA binding. Gene Ontology annotation, biological process: translation. Bases 1 to 537 code for a protein of 178 amino acids. The record is from RefSeq and is a predicted model, not a curated record. NCBI's taxonomy places the organism in Eukaryota, Metazoa, Chordata, Mammalia, Dermoptera, Cynocephalidae.